AUGUUCAAUAAGAUCGCCCAGUACCGAGUUUUAAGCACCAUUGAUCUCCAAAGUGCGUAUCAUCAAGUACCAAUUAAGGAUGAAGACAAGCUGUACACAGCCUUGGAAACUCGGCACGACUUGUAUCACUUUACUCGCUUGCCAUUUGGCGUCACUAACGGUGUGGCUUGUCUCCAGAGAGAGAUGAUGAAGUUUGCUGCAGAGAAUAAUCUUGAGGCAGUUUUUCCGUACCUUGACAAUGUAACUGUUUGUGGUUUGCUAUGCCUUGUUUUGAAAAUAACUGAUACAAAGUAUUCGAACCCUCGAAGGGAAGAUCUUUCGAAAGAAGACGAAACAGAGCGGCAGAUGAUGUCCGAGGUGCGCGAACAGUUUCGUUCAAAUAUGGAAGGCAAGGACACAACCCAUGGCCUUUAUUAUCAUCUUCAGUCACUUGGAUUAAAUGUAAAAGCGGCAGAGGAUGGAAGUUUAAAAAUAACAGUGGAGUGUCGUACAUUGAAAGUUCUUCAGUGCCUAUGGGAGGAAUACACCUCCGGUUGUCUUAAUACAACUGCUGAGAGUUACUUUUUGACAGAUGACAUGAAGAGAAGAUAUAAUGUGACAUCUGUCAGCUUGAAAACAACAAUUUUGGAAGAGGAUUACUUGGCGUGCAAAAAUUUUCUCGUUGCUCACGAGAAUCAACAAUUAUCAACAAAUAAAGGAGAAUAUUUGUCCCAGGUUCAGACCGAGACGGCUUUUACACCUGACAUUCCUGCCGCUGAAAAAGUUGGAUCCGGAGCCAGUGGACUAAAUUAUGAAGACAACUUAGAACACAUGCAAGCUGCAAGGCGGUUAUGUCAAGAGGAAGAGACCCAAGAAAUGGAGUCUGGAAAGCUAUCGCAGGCAGACUCCGUCAAAAAACCUAUCAGGGAAGUGCAUCAGAACGGUCAGCCUCCCGUUAAAGUUGUCCAAGUCUCAGGAGAGGAGGGGGAGAAAAAAAUGAGAAUAACACUGAAGUGCCCCGAUUUGAACAGUCUUCAAAGCUUAUGGGAAGAUUACCCUUCUGGUUGUCUGAAUGCUGCAGCAGCGAGAUGCCUACUGACAGACAAAAUCAAGGAGAAAUUUGGUGUGGAGUCGAUAAGUGUAGAGACGACUAUUUUGGAGAAAGAUUACCUGGCGUGCAGAGAGUACCUAUCGGAAAAUAUUGGUGAAAAAAAUAUGAUAAAAGAAGAAAGAGAGCAGUUGGAAAAGAAAGAGGAGGUAAAGAAACAAGAUAAUGAAGAAAGCAAGAUCAUGGAAGAUAAGGAAAGGAUAACAGAAAGGAAAAAAGGAGAAAAAGGAGGAAAAAAUGAGGAAAAGAGAAGAAAGUGA
Messenger RNA from Stylophora pistillata, 1347 nucleotides. RefSeq lists its product as uncharacterized. The record is from RefSeq and is a predicted model, not a curated record. Gene Ontology annotation, molecular function: protein binding. Gene Ontology annotation, biological process: regulation of apoptotic process. NCBI's taxonomy places the organism in Eukaryota, Metazoa, Cnidaria, Anthozoa, Scleractinia, Pocilloporidae.